AUGGACUCUGACGCUGGCUCCCACUCCAGCCGCUCCUCAUCUCCAGAUCUGGUGGUGGAUGAUUCCAUGGGCAGCUUCUUCGCCAACAAGAUGUUCCAAGCCUACUGCCGGGAGGAGGGGGCAGCCAGGGCCGCUGGGCAGGGCAGGACUGACCGCUGUGGUGGGGGAGGCAAGAGCAAGACCCUCAAAGAGGGUGACGUGCAGGACCUGAGGCUGAAGGUGAACGGCAGGGAGAGGAAGAGGAUGCACGACCUGAACCAGGCCAUGGACGGCCUGAGGGAGGUCAUGCCCUAUGCCCAGGGGCCCUCCGUCCGCAAGCUCUCCAAGAUCUCCACCCUGAUGUUGGCCCGUAAUUACAUCCUCAUGCUGUCCAGCUCCCUGGAGGAGAUGAAGAAGCUGGUGGGGGACGUGUAUGGCGGUGGUGGUUCCCAGAGUCGCACUAGCCACCGCCGGAUCAACCCUCCGGCCCCCACAGCUCACCUCCCCCUACACCCCCUGGCCCAGUCCCUGCACUCCCUGGUGGGUAGCACGGCCUCGGCUCUCCACCACCCUUCGCCUCUCCCGGCUCCAGCCCCACACUCACCACCCUCUGCAAGCUACCUGGGCUUCCACCAUGCACCAGUACAGAGCCUGCUGAAAGACCCUCUCCACCUAGCCAGCUCCUACAGGCACUUUCCUGGUAUGCCCUGUCCCUGCUCGCUCUGCCAGCCUCUACCAACCACCGCAUCCACCCUGCAUAGCUUUUCCAUGGGCAAGUGA
Molecule: messenger RNA, 759 nt
Organism: Oncorhynchus masou masou (cherry salmon)
Lineage: Eukaryota; Metazoa; Chordata; Actinopteri; Salmoniformes; Salmonidae
Product: oligodendrocyte transcription factor 3-like
Exons: 1
Coding region: 1-759 (252 amino acids)
Biological process (GO): axon development; sensory organ development; positive regulation of transcription by RNA polymerase II
Cellular component (GO): nucleus
Molecular function (GO): protein dimerization activity; DNA-binding transcription factor activity, RNA polymerase II-specific; E-box binding
Source: RefSeq, a predicted model, not a curated record